ACAUGUGUAUCAUUUAUAUUGACCAUGUGCACAUGGGGAUGGGAGCAGCUAGAAGUUGCAGACUUCUGUCUUUAAAAAAGAAAAGCAAAGGUCUCAUCUUUGGCCAAGGCACAAAUCUUGAGCAUCUUUUGCUAGCUCUUUCUCUGUAGAUUUGAAGCCUAUCUUUGGUUCCACUAGUUAAAGAUGGUGGAAGUGACAAGCUGGGUAUGGAGUUUAGUGGUGGUUUUGUUGACAGUAUUGGCAAAUGGAGAAGACCCUUAUAGAUUUUUUACUUGGAAUGUUACUUAUGGUGAUAUUUACCCUCUUGGCGUUAAACAACAGGGGAUUUUGAUAAAUGGACAAUUUCCAGGACCACAGAUUGAGGCGGUCACCAAUGACAAUGUGAUUGUGAGUGUUACUAACAGUUUGGACGAACCCUUCCUCAUUUCUUGGAAUGGAAUACAGCAGAGAAGAAACUCAUGGCAGGAUGGCGUCUAUGGCACCAAUUGCCCCAUCCCUCCUGGCCAAAAUUUCACUUACAUUCUUCAAUUCAAAGAUCAGAUUGGGAGCUUCUUUUACUUCCCUUCCCUUGCCUUCCACAAGGCUGCAGGCGGCUUUGGUGGCAUCAAAAUCUAUAGCCGUCCUAGAAUUCCUGUUCCUUUCCCUCCACCUGCGGGAGAUUUCACCAUUCUCACCGGUGAUUGGUUCAAACAGAACCACACUGAUCUGAAAGCAAUAUUAGAUGGUGGACAUGAUCUUCCUUUUCCUGAUGGACUUCUAAUUAAUGGUCGUGGAUCAAAUGCAUUCACAUUCACAGUAGAUCAAGGCAAGACUUACAGAUUGAGAAUAUCAAAUGUCGGGCUUACCGCUUCAAUCAAUUUCAGAAUUCAGGGACACAAGAUGCUAUUGGUUGAAGCAGAAGGGACCCAUACUCUCCAAAAUACUUACUCCUCACUUGACAUCCAUUUAGGGCAAUCCUACUCUGUAUUGGUUACAGCUGAUCAACCGGCGCAAGAUUACUAUAUUGUUGUUUCAACUCGUUUCACCUCUCCAGUGCUCACAGCAACAUCCAUUCUUCAUUACAGUAACUCAGCAGGAAGUGUGUCUGGUCCUCCACCAGGUGGCCCGACAAUUCAGAUUGAUUGGUCCCUUAACCAAGCUCGGUCUAUUAGACAAAAUUUGACAGCCAGUGGACCAAGGCCUAAUCCUCAAGGCUCUUAUCACUAUGGGUUGGUUAACACUACACGUACGAUAAGACUAGCCAAUUCUGCGCCAAUCAUCAACGGUAAACAGAGAUAUGCUGUGAAUAGCGUCUCGUUUAUUCCUGCGGACACCCCACUUAAGCUGGCAGAUUACUUUAACAUUCAGGGAGUUUUUAGUCCAGGAACUAUUUCUCCAAACCCCACCGGCGGUGGUGGUUAUCUCCAGACUUCUGUCAUGGCUGCUGAUUUUAGAAGUUUUGCCGAAGUUAUAUUUGAGAAUUCAGAAGACACCGUGCAGUCAUGGCACAUUGAUGGGCACUUCUUCUUUGUUGUGGGGAUGGAUGGUGGGCAAUGGUCAGAUUCUAGUAGAUUAAGUUACAACUUGAGAGACACGAUCUCUCGGUGCACUGUCCAGGUAUAUCCAAAGUCAUGGACUGCACUUUACAUGCCAAUGGACAAUGUUGGAAUGUGGAACAUUAGGUCUGAAAACUGGGCUCGCCAGUACUUAGGCCAGCAAUUCUAUCUUCGGGUUUAUUCACCUGCAAAUUCAUGGAGAGACGAAUAUCCUAUUCCCAAGAAUGCUCUUGUCUGCGGCCGUGCAUCUGGACGCAAGACUAGGCCUCUUUAGAAAACAUAAAACAAGUUUUGAAUUAUUCAAGAACCCUAUUUUAUUCAUAGGAACCGCCACGAAAGGGUGACUGGUUCAGUUUAUUAUGCGACUACAACAUGAUUCCAGAGAAAAUAUGCAGCGGCUUAGAAGCUCUACUUGAGCUUCUCUUUAGUUAACAUUUACUUUGUUAGAAACAUAAUUAAACUGGUUUCUCUCCAUUGCAAAAUGUAACCUUGUUUUUAUUACA
Molecule: messenger RNA, 2038 nt
Organism: Daucus carota subsp. sativus
Lineage: Eukaryota; Viridiplantae; Streptophyta; Magnoliopsida; Apiales; Apiaceae
Product: L-ascorbate oxidase homolog
Exons: 7
Coding region: 184-1809 (541 amino acids)
Molecular function (GO): oxidoreductase activity; copper ion binding
Source: RefSeq, a predicted model, not a curated record